Habropoda laboriosa is the source of this 2387-nucleotide messenger RNA. It is a transcript of the gene Pdk, whose product is annotated as pyruvate dehydrogenase (acetyl-transferring) kinase, mitochondrial. Gene Ontology annotation, biological process: regulation of glucose metabolic process; protein phosphorylation. The record is from RefSeq and is a predicted model, not a curated record. Gene Ontology annotation, cellular component: mitochondrion. The transcript has 7 exons. The coding region runs from base 240 to 1493 and encodes 417 amino acids. Gene Ontology annotation, molecular function: pyruvate dehydrogenase (acetyl-transferring) kinase activity. Lineage: Eukaryota; Metazoa; Arthropoda; Insecta; Hymenoptera; Apidae.
UAGCCUUGUCACGAACCAUUGCGACUGGAGGUGUCUCCUAUACUCGUGCCGGCGUACUACGCGGAGAAGCCUCGCUAUUUAACCUGCCUGCAGUAGAUCCCAAACUUACUGAACACGUAACAGUUUGCCGAGUGUUUGAAAACCAACGACAAAACCACCAGACAGCGAGACGCGAGGGAUCGAAGGGAAAAAGAGGACCGACUGCCUCGAAAGUUUCAUGUGUUACGACGCACAACAAGAUGAGGCUGACGCAAAGGUGUCUCGGGAACAUCAGCAAGAUGCUGGAUUUUUACUCACAGUUCAAUCCUUCGCCGCUUUCGAUAAAACAGUUCAUCGAUUUCGGUCUAAGUGCCUGUGAAAGGAAGUCCUUUAUAUUCUUAAGGAAGGAGCUGCCAGUCCGACUGGCCAAUAUUAUGAAAGAGAUCCAUCUGCUGCCGGACAACUUACUGAAAAUGCCUAGUGUGGGUAUAGUUAAUAAUUUAUACGCCGCUUCGUUCGAGGAUAUCAUGCAGUUCGAGAAGGUUGAAGUCAGCGAGACCACUUUAGACAAGUUCUGUCAAACUUUGGUGAAAAUUCGAAACAGGCACAAGGAUAUCGUUCAAACGAUGGCGCACGGUGUUCUGGAACUGAAAGAAUGCCACGACGUCGAUGUACAAACGGAGAACAACAUUCAGUAUUUCUUGGACAGAUUUCUCAUGUCUCGAAUCUCCAUUCGUAUGCUGAUCAAUCAACACACCCUUCUAUUUGGCAGUGAACUGAACGGGCACAGUAGACACGUGGGAUCCAUAGACCCGUCGUGCGACAUUAUCAGCGUUGUGAAAGACGCAUACGAGAAAGCGAGGCUACUCUGCGAUCAAUAUUAUCUAGCCAGCCCGGAACUUUUAGUCGAGCAACAUAACGAUUUCGAGCGGUGCAGCGAAAUUAGAAUAGUUUACGUACCGAGCCAUUUGUUCCACAUACUGUUCGAGCUGUUCAAGAACAGCAUGAGAGCAGUGAUGGAGCACUAUAAUAACUCCGAUUCGGACUAUCCGUCUAUAGCAGUGAUCGUUUCGCGUGGUAAAGAGGACAUUUGCGUCAAGAUGUCGGAUCGAGGUGGUGGCAUUCCUCGCUCCCAAAUGGACCAUUUGUUCAAGUAUAUGUACAGUACGGCACCUAGGCCAACGCAAAUCGACGCUCAUACUGUUCCACUGGCUGGUUAUGGUUACGGUCUUCCAGUGUCACGAUUAUACGCCAGAUAUUUCCACGGUGACCUCGUCCUCCAGAGUUGCGACGGUUAUGGAACCGACGCCAUCGUCUACCUCAAGGCUUUGUCGAACGAAGCCAACGAGCUGUUACCGAUCUUCAAUAAAACUUCCUCCAAGUUCUAUCGAACCGCCGUGUCGAACACCGACUGGAGCAGUCAAUGUGGAAGCGGCAUGAACACCAGGCAAUUGCGUAUGAGCAACGAUCAGGGACACAAAUUACCUCGUGGAAUGGAGGUCAGGAAUUGCUAGCGAAAUUCCAAACGAUGGACCAAAGAUUAAAGGAAGUAAGUAUGCUGAGUUUGGAGAUGCUUCUCGCGGAAGUCGCAGACGUACACACUUUGGAAGAUAUUUUAAAUGUUCGAAUAUCGUAGCUGUAUGUCUAUUAAAUUUCCGGUGUUCGCUUUGGAACAUUCCUCGCUGUAUAAUUUUAAAUGUUUCGAUUAUUAUAGACACGCGGUGUUUCACGUAAUUUCAUGUGUGAUUACAUUACAAAAAGGAAAAACAAAAAGAAAACGAAAAGCAAAAAAAAAAUGAAUAGAAGCACUCGUCUAUGUGUUUACCGAACUUUCUGAUGGAAAAUUGUUCGAGAAUAUUUCACUAUUCCAAAGUGUCGAAUUCCAAGCGGUGAUUCAGUUGGAUUAAACAAAGCGUUAGCAAAAUUCUUUUCGACGGUAGUAACGCUCUGAAUGUCUGCUAAAUUUCCAACAUGUGUUUUCGCGUUCUGUACCGAAAUCAUUCUUAGUGUUUCAGUGUUUCCUUUUUAAAGAGGUGUUUCGCUAACGAGCACCGAUCUCGAUCGACGGAACGUCGAACUGUGACAGAUUGUUGUAUCGGGGCAACUGCUUUCGCUGUUGUAGGCGGCUUGGAACUAGCCUUGCGACUUUCGUGUCACGAAUACGUAGAAAAACUAGCGGUGAUCCACGAUCUAGACACAAUUCUUGCGCGAUCGUUGGUCCUAGCGAAGAAAAAUUAUAGUCGAUUUGACCGCGGCUGAAACAAACGCGGUUACGACACCUACAUAUCACGAUAAUUGAAAAAUUCGACUGCUCUUCUUCCCUGUAUUUCUUCUUUUUCUUUUUUCUACGUUAUUUUCUCUGUCCGUCACGCGUGCCUGAUAUAGUUAAAGAGAAGUGAUGAAACGUA